Closterium sp. Yama58-4 is the source of this 855-nucleotide messenger RNA. The record is from the annotation of a GenBank genome assembly. NCBI's taxonomy places the organism in Eukaryota, Viridiplantae, Streptophyta, Zygnematophyceae, Desmidiales, Closteriaceae.
AUGGCACAGCAUCGCUCACAAGCUCCCCACGGAGUUCUUCAAUCGCACGUCCGUUCAUUGACUUUGAUCAGGGAGACUUCGGUGAAUCGCUCGUAUCCACCUGCCGAAGCUAUCAUGGCGGUUUCGCGCUCGCACACGUUUGCUCUCAUCGCCGCGCUGCUGCUGCUCGCCGCUUGCCACGCGAACGUAGCACCGACGGUGGCGCAAUUCCGGGCAGAACUCAACGCGCUGAAGGCGGUGUUGGCUAAGACGAAGGAGUACUCGGCGUUCGCAAGAGGCGUUGAUAAUAUGCUCAAAUACCCCGACUCGCAGCUGCCGCAGCUGUUCAACACGACGCUGCUGGUCCCAACGAACAAGGCAGUGUACGGCAUGGGAAUUAAAACCCUACAGAACACAAUAGCCAUGGAGGCCAUCGGCAGGUUCAACGUGCUGCAGCGCCAGUUCACCGCCGCGCAGCUGCUCCACCUCAAGCCCAACACGCUGCUGCGCACCAAGGCGCCACCCACUGACUUGCUGCAGCGCUACCCCUCCGUGGGCGCUAAUGCUGGCAAGGCCGUGCUGGGCCCGCGCAACGUGACUGCUGCCGUGCAGGGGGUGGUGCUAGCUACUGAUACCACCGCCACCGCCGCGCAGCUGCUCAACCUCAAGCCCAACACGCUGCUGCGCACCAAGGCGCCACCCUCCGACCUGCUGCAGCGCUACCCCUCUGUGGGUGCUAACGCUGGCAAGGCUGUGCUGGGCCCGCGGAACGCGAGUGCUGCGGUGCAGGGGGUGGUGCUGUUUCCCGAUCUCUACACGGGCAAGUUCCUCAAGGCACAUGGCCUCUCCGUCUUCUUCCGCCCCAAGGGCUACUGA